AUGCUUAAAUCCUUACACCCACUAUUAUUUAUUAUCUCGCUAGUUGCUGCAACCACGACGACAAGUUGCAAUCCAUUGCUGAGCACUUCUUGUCCCACAGACCCUGCCUUGGGUAAAUCUAUAGAGAUCGACUUUUCCGAGGAAUCGUCAUAUUUUAACAGAACGUCGGGUGUUGGGUCCAUUACAUACGAUGAAGAUGCCGGUGUCACCAUGACUUUGGCCAAGAGAUACGAUAACCCAGCUCUUAAGUCAAACUUCUACAUAAUGUUCGGUAGAGUUGAGGUGCACAUGAAGGCUGGUAACGGUACUGGUAUAAUUUCGUCAUUCUAUCUUCAGUCAGAUGACUUGGAUGAAAUCGAUAUUGAAUUGUUUGGUAGCGAUACCACCCAGUUCCAGUCUAACUUCUUUUCCAAAGGUAACACCACUACAUACGAUCGUGGUGUCUAUUCUAAUACCCCUUCAUCACCUCAAGAUAGCUACUUAAACUAUACCAUUGUCUGGACGCUGACCAAAUUGGAAUGGUGGUUAGAAGGCACAUUGACCAGGACGUUAUUGAGCACAAACUCUGAAGGUUUCCCACAGACACCUAUGUUUAUCGAAACUGGUAUCUGGGCCGGUGGUGAUGCUAGUAACGCGGAAGGUACCAUUGAAUGGGCCGGUGGUAGCACUGACUACUCUCAAGCUCCAUUUUCCAUGCUGAUCAACAAGUUGCUUGUGGAAGAUUACUCCACUGGUACUUCAUACUCUUACGGAGACACAUCUGGUGACUGGACUUCUAUCGAGUCUAAUGGUGGUACCAUCAACGGAUCUGAAUCUUCGGAUUCAAGCUCAGAUUCGGAAUCUAGCUCGUCAACUUCAACUAAGACCACUGCUAAGACCACUUCUCUGUCUAAAAAGGCUACCACUACAUCCAAGACUUCAUCUGAGGCAACCACAUCCAAAUCUGACAGCGACUUAACACUGUCAACUGAAGCAUUAACUAAAGCUAGUGCCGCCUCAGGCGUAACCAAGGUCGUUGCGGAUGCUUCCAGCUCUUCUGUCGCAGGGUCCACAUCUGCUUUAGUUGCUUCCACUACCCUUUUAACUUCCACUUCAUCAGGUACCUCGUCUACAUCAGUCUCGUCCUCCAAGGCUACUGUCACUACUAGCUCCAGCGGCUCAGCUUCCACUAUUGCUGUCAACUUCUCAUUGUUGGCUCUUAUCUUCUCUUACAUUAUUUAG
Molecule: messenger RNA, 1221 nt
Organism: Dujonia railenensis
Lineage: Eukaryota; Fungi; Ascomycota; Pichiomycetes; Serinales; Debaryomycetaceae
Source: the annotation of a GenBank genome assembly